Molecule: messenger RNA, 282 nt
Organism: Diversispora eburnea
Lineage: Eukaryota; Fungi; Glomeromycota; Glomeromycetes; Diversisporales; Diversisporaceae
Source: the annotation of a GenBank genome assembly
AUGUCUGACCAAUUGAAAAUAGCAAAAAGACCAAAAGAACCCGCAAAAAAUGGUAGAAUUGUUCGAAUCAAAGUCAAUUAUUUGGCAGUUACUAAAUUCAAUUUCCCUUCUGUCAAAUCUUUCUCUUUCGAUAUCGACAAUGCAAAAGGAAGACCUUUGAAAAAAGAGGAACGUGAUGAAGUGAUGACAGCAUUUUUAAAGUCAAAAUCUACCGAAAUCAUUGCUGCGCAUUACGGAAGAUCAUUGUACUCUAAAGAUGACGUCGAAACUGACGAUUACGAA